Messenger RNA from Agrilus planipennis (emerald ash borer), 2083 nucleotides. Its product is annotated as ectonucleoside triphosphate diphosphohydrolase 5. Gene Ontology annotation, molecular function: UDP phosphatase activity; GDP phosphatase activity. The transcript is spliced from 9 exons. Gene Ontology annotation, cellular component: membrane. Gene Ontology annotation, biological process: nucleoside diphosphate catabolic process. Lineage: Eukaryota; Metazoa; Arthropoda; Insecta; Coleoptera; Buprestidae. Bases 241 to 1647 code for a protein of 468 amino acids. The record is from RefSeq and is a predicted model, not a curated record.
UGAAUGAUAACGGGUUUUAUAAGAUUGCAAGUAAUAAUUGCUUCGUUUUAAAUAAUGACUGGCCUUUUUUUAAUUUAUUUCAAAUACAACGUUAACAUUAUUAUCAUAUCAACUUAUUCUGUUUAACGUUUAGCAUCAUUAUUUUAGCUAGUAAAAAUCAAUACUACUCCUUGCAAACGGUCGUUAUUUCUCGGAGUUAAGUUUUACUCGUGGUUUUCCUAAGAAAUUUGAACAACUAAGAUGAAUUCGGAAUUGCGAAGAAGAAAAUUAAAGGACCAAAGUUAUCGACCUCUUCCAAAAAGGCAGUCAAAGGAAGUGCAACCAAAUUCACUACAUUUCUCACUUUUGUGUUUGAUAAUAAGUGGAUCAAUAUUAACAUUAUUUUUUGUCGUAUAUUUAAAUGAAAUUCCCUGGCACCUAGGACAUCGAACUGUGGAUAGUUUAGCAAAAAAUAUAAUAGGAUAUUAUGAGCCUGUUCAUGCUGUUAUUAUUGAUGCAGGAAGUACAGGAUCACGAGUUUUGGCUUUUACAUUUCAUAAGGCAUAUUUGGAUGACCAUCUAGUUUUAGAUAAGGAGUUAUUUGAGUAUACUAAACCAGGCAUAUCUUCAUUUGCUGAUAAUCCUAAGAAGGCAGUAGAAUCGAUCAACUCUCUUCUAGAAAAGGCGAAACAUGAAAUUCCUGAACAAUAUUGGAAUAAAACUCCACUUGUAUUGCGGGCGACUGCAGGUCUUCGACUUUUGCCAAGAAAACAAGCUGAUAAUCUACUUAACGCCAUAAAAGAAUUUUUUAAACAAACGCCUUUUUUAACUAAAGAAGAUUCUGUUGACAUUAUGGAUGGAACAGAUGAAGGAAUUUAUUCCUGGUUUACACUCAAUUUCCUUUUAGAACGUUUUUCGGGAAAUGCUGCAAAAACGGUUGCAGCACUGGAUCUUGGAGGUGCUUCGACGCAAGUGACCUUCAGUCCGUCAACCCCAGCAACUCUAUCAAACAAAAAUGAUAUUCAUAUGGCCAAUACACCUAGUGGUUCGAUGCCUGUAUACACACACAGUUUUCUUGGUCUGGGACUAAUGGCAGCUCGAAAACACAUUUUGACACUUAAUGCAAAAGAAAAUGAAACUGAACUGAUUACAGAAUGCGUUAAUCCAGUAGUAGAUAAAAAAAGAUUUCAUUUUAAUGGAAAGGACUACUAUGUAAGUGGUUUGAAAGAAAAAUAUAAGACUUUGAAGAAGCCAGGUAACAGUUUUACAGUCGAGGAAGAAAUACCUGUUGUCAACUUUGAUUGGUGUUCAAAUGAACUAGUUGAAUAUGUUAAGUCUAAAGCAAAAAUUAUUGCAGAAUUGCCAUCAAAGCAAAUUAAUACUUUUAGUUACUACUAUGAUCGAGCAGUUGAAAUUGGAUUAAUUGAUGAAACGACAGGUGGUCAAAUAACAGUUUCUGAUUUUGAAAGAGCUGCAAAAUCUGUCUGUUCAGAAGCUAAUGACUCUCAACCUUUUAUGUGUUUAGAUUUAUCUUUUAUUUGGAUUUUACUUGAGAAAGGUUUCGGACUAAGAUCGGAUACGAAAUUAUUUAUUUAUAAAAAAGUGAAUGGACAUGAAAUAAGUUGGGCUUUAGGUUUAGCAUAUAGUUUAUUAACCAGAAAUAGCUAAGUCUGUAUAAUUAAAUUCAAUGUUUACUAGUAACUUGCUGUGCCUUUUGUGUAAAUAAUAUUUUUAUUGAUUUAACAAAAGUUAUUAGGCUGUGCAGAGGUUAUUCCAUUGACGAUUUAAUAAUUUUAUUCUCGCACAAAUUAUAUAAAUGAAAUUUAAUAAUAAUUAUUUGUAUAUUCCAUUUUGCAUCUCAUUCCUCUUUCCUAGUGUGUGGUAUGUGUGAAGACAUUUAGUGCUGAAUGUAAACCAUUUCGAUUUUUGUCUAUUUUCUUUUUAAUAGGUAAAAUAAUAAGAUUUUUUAUAACGCAUUUAUUAUUACAGCAAAUACAAUUAAUUAUUAAUAACGUGAUAACAAAAAGAAAUUUUGUUAAGGCCAACUUUUCUGGUAUCUUAUUUGACAAAAAAAAAAAAAUAAUCAAUAAAAUCAAAUCAAUCC